This is a messenger RNA of Triplophysa dalaica, 2048 nucleotides long. Its product is annotated as E3 ubiquitin-protein ligase TRIM39-like. Bases 195 to 1607 code for a protein of 470 amino acids. Lineage: Eukaryota; Metazoa; Chordata; Actinopteri; Cypriniformes; Nemacheilidae. The transcript is spliced from 6 exons. The record is from RefSeq and is a predicted model, not a curated record. Gene Ontology annotation, molecular function: zinc ion binding; protein binding.
UAAGAAUACUCAAUCAUUUGAUGAUAAUGUUUAAAAUGAAAUGAAAAUGUUUUUAUGCACAGAUCUGGAAGUCCUUGCUGUGGAUGUGAAGAUAUUUUUAUUCACAACUGAAUGCUGAGAGUUCAAACUGGAUUAUUACUUUACUGAACUGAAAGUGAAACUGAAGAAGGAUUGUGACAUUUCACUCAGAGAGAAUGGCGUCUAAAAGUUUUUCUGAGGAGGAUUUCUCUUGUCCUGUGUGCUGUGAGAUUUAUAAAGAUCCUGUUGUGUUGUCCUGUAGUCACAGUGUCUGUAAAGACUGUAUUCACAGAUUCUGGGAAAGUAAAGGAGCUCAAGAAUGUCCUGUUUGUAGAAGAAAAUCUUCAAAAGAUUUUCCACCAAUAAAUCUGGCUUUGAAGAAUCUGUGUGAGACUUUCUUACAGGAGAGAAGUGAGAGAUCUUCAUCAGUCUGUCAUCUUCACAAUGAGAAACUCAAACUCUUCUGUCUGGAUGAUCAACAGCCCGUGUGUGUCGUGUGUCGAGACUCCAGAACACACAACAACCAUAAAUUCUGUCCUGUUGAUGAAGCUGUCAUCGAGAAUAAGGAGAAACUCAGAAGUGCAUUAAAACGCUUAAAGGAGAAACUGAGAAUAUUGGAGGAGUUUAAACAGAAUUUGGAUCAAACAGCAGGACAUAUAAAGAUUCAGAGUCGCCGCACAGAGACGCAGAUUCAUGAAGAGUUUGAGGAACUUCACCAGCUUCUACAUGAUGAAGAAUCAGCCAGAAUAAGAGCACUGAGAGAGGAAGAGGAGCAGAAGAGUCAGAUGAUGAAGGAGAAGAUUGAGAAGAUCAACAGAGACAUUUCAUCUCUUCCACACACGAUCAGAGGUGUAGAGGAGCAGAUGACAGCUGAAGAUGUUUCAUUCCUACAGAACUUGAAGAGCACACUGAAGAGAGUUCAGUGUGGAGCGUCAGAUCCAGAGAACAUCUCAGGAAUGAUGAUCAAUGUAGCAAAACAUCUCAGCAACCUGAAGUUUACUGUCAUAAACAAGAUGAAGGACAAUGUUCAAUACACUCCAGUGACUUUAGAUCCAAACACAUCUCACUGUAAUCUCCUCGUGUCUGAUGAUCUGAUCAGUGUGAGACUCAGUGAAGAUGCAGCAGAUCUGAUUCCUGACAAUCCAGAGAGAUUUGAUGAGUCUACGUGUGUUUUGGGUGCAGAGAGUUUUAGUUCAGGGAUUCACUGCUGGGAUGUUCAGGUUGGAGAUAACACAUGCUGGUGUCUGGGUGUGAUGACAGAAUCUGCUCAGAGGAAGAAGAGUGUAUUCUCCAGGAUUGGAGUCUGGACUGUGAGGUAUUACUCUGGUGAAUAUGCUGCAGUCAUUACACCACAGAAAACAGGUCUUGGACUCUCAGUGAAAGAGAAAGUUGAGAGAAUCAGAGUUGAGCUGGAUUGUGACGGAGGAAAACUGUCAUUCUCUGAUCCUCUCACUAACACACACAUACACACUUUCACACACAAGUUUACUGAAGGACUUUAUCCAUUGUUUGCUGUUAACUCUAACAUUUCUCCUCUGAUGAUCUUACCUGUAAAAGUGUGUGGGGGGGGGGUUAGAUUGUUAGUGUAACAGAUUCAUUGUUAUUAUUUAGGUUUACAUUUACAUUUAUGCAUUUGGCGGAAGCGAAUUAAAUUGCAUUAUCCUAUACAUUUUUUUUAAGUACAUGAAAACCCUGUGAUCAAACCCACAACCUUGCAUUAUUAACGCAAUGCUCUUACCACUGAUCUACAGGAAAGCUGUUUAGGUUUAGUUUUCUUUAUGCAGUUUUUAAAACUCUUGAUUUUGGUUUAAAGAUGUUCUUGACUUUAUAAAAUUAGGCCUUAUCAUUCACCCAUCUGUACACUACAGUAUAACCAUACACAUGAAGACACAGAAAGGUGUGACAUAAGUGCUUGUUCAAUAUGAUAAGUUAUUUAAGUUAUUUUCUCUUUGUUGCCACAUUUUUGUAGCACAACUUUAAACCCAUGAUAUAUUUUGCAGACAUAAAUAAAACGUAAUCUUUACAAUUCA